Thalassophryne amazonica is the source of this 4167-nucleotide messenger RNA. RefSeq names its product phospholipase C, gamma 2 (gene plcg2). Gene Ontology annotation, biological process: phosphatidylinositol-mediated signaling; phospholipid catabolic process; positive regulation of epithelial cell migration. The transcript is spliced from 34 exons. The record is from RefSeq and is a predicted model, not a curated record. NCBI's taxonomy places the organism in Eukaryota, Metazoa, Chordata, Actinopteri, Batrachoidiformes, Batrachoididae. Gene Ontology annotation, molecular function: protein binding; phosphatidylinositol-4,5-bisphosphate phospholipase C activity. The coding region runs from base 294 to 4004 and encodes 1236 amino acids.
UAGAGGAACUGAGUGUUUUUGCGCCGUGUUUUCAACAGCUUCAACAUCAUGAUUCGAUAAAAAAUAACUUCGUAAAGAGCACCUGAAUAAAACGACUUCAACAAGAAGCAAACAGUCCAGCAUGACGUACCUGUGAGGGUCGACAUGGCGUACCUGUGAGGGCCGACAUGGCGUACCUGUGAGGGCCGACAUGGCGUACCUGUGAGGGCCGACAUGGCGUAACUGUGAGGUCGACAUGGCGUAACUGUGAGGGCCGACUUUUCAUUGGCUCCUUUGCUCACUGUUUUUGUGCGAUGGCUCACUGGGGGCAGCAGGGAGAGAUGACUGAGUACAAGAAGAACCUCAUCAAGCGGGACCUGGAGAUGGGUGUUGUCAUGACUGUGUUUCGACAGAAGGCAGAGCGGCUCACCGUGCAGGUCAUCAUGGAGACCCGACAGGUGGCGUGGACGCGCACUGCAGACAGAACUGAAGGAGUGUUGGAUCUGUUUGAAAUCAGAGAGAUUCGUCCAGGAAGAAACUCAAAGGACUUUGAACGGUUCAAAGAUGGAAAGGACAAACAUGAUGAAGAUACCUGCUUCACAAUCUUCUAUGGCUCACAGUUUGUCCUGAACAGCCUGAGUCUUGGAGCUGAUUCUGUGGAAGAUGCACAGAAAUGGUUGACAGGACUCGAAUUACUGAGACAAGAGACGCUGGUGGCACCAACUCCUGUUGUCAUAGAAAGUUGGCUGAGAAAGCAGAUGUACUCCAUCAAUCAGACCAAAAAGAACAGCAUCUCUCUGAAGGAAGUGAAGGCUCUGCUGCCACAGCUCAACUACAAGGCACCCAGCAGUCGCACCCUCAAGGAGAAGUUCCUGGAGGUGGGAGCCAAGAAAGACCACCUGGAUUUUGAGCAGUUUCAUAAGUUGUACAACCUCUUAAUGUUUGAACAGAACGAGAUCCUUGAUGAGUUCAAAAAGGAAUCAUGUGCUUUCAUCUUGGGAAGCACAGAUAAGCCAGAUGCUUCGACCGUUUUGCUCCAUGACUUCCAACGUUUUCUCAUCUACCAACAGAAGGAAGCUUGGGCCAGUGAUCUGAACCUGGUCAGAGAUUUGAUGACAACUUUCAUUGAUGACACCAUGAGAAAAACCAAUGACCCAGAGUUCACUGUCAGUGAGUUCCUCAGCUUCUUGUUUUCCAAGGAGAACUCUGUGUGGGAUGAAAAGUUCUCAGAGAUCAACAACCUGGACAUGAACAACCCUCUGUCCCAUUACUGGAUCAACUCCUCACAUAACACCUACUUAACUGGUGAUCAGCUGCGCAGUGAGUCAUCCACUGAGGCCUACGUACGCUGUCUGCGCUUGGGAUGCCGCUGUGUUGAAUUGGAUUGCUGGGAAGGACCUGGGGAGCCAAUCAUCUACCACGGCUGGACCAGGACCACCAAAAUCAAGUUUGAAGAUGUGGUGAAAACUAUCAAUGAACACGCUUUUGUCACCUCAGACUUCCCAGUCAUCCUGUCCAUAGAAGAGCACUGUCCCAUAGAGCAGCAGCGUCAAAUGGCCCGUAUCUUCAAAGAAGUAUUUGGAGACAAACUGCUGACUGAACCUGUGGAGCACAUGGCUGAGCAGCUUCCUUCACCCACACAGUUGAAGGGAAAGAUCAUACUCAAGCAUAAGAAGCUUAAUGUGGAGGGAGGAGAAACCACCAAAGAUUUCAGAAGAGGGCAGAAACAAGGAGACCUGGAAAUCUGGGACCCUGUUGAUCAGCGGUGGAAUAAGCACUAUUGUGUUAUUUCUUAUGACAAGCUUUACUAUGCCGAGGAUUAUGAGGAUGAGCAGGAAGAUCCCACAAAGGACCUUCACUGUUCACGCCCAUGGUUUCAUGGUCGCAUGAAGGAGGGCAGGCAGAAGGCAGAGCAGCUGCUCCACGAGUACUGUGCAGAGUCCGGGGGGAGAGACGGAACCUUCCUGGUCAGAGAAAGUUACACCUAUGCCACAGAAUUAACCCUGUCUUUUUGGCGCAGCGGGAAGGUGCAGCACUGCCGCAUUCGUUCUGGAACAGAAGACGGACAAACGUAUUACUUCCUGACUCCAAACCUGUACUUUCCCAGUGUGUACUCCUUGAUCCAGCACUACAUGGAAAACCCACUCCGCUGCCAGGAGUUUGACCUGCGCCUCACUGACCCGGUGCCUCAGCCUGACCCGCAUCUCCGCGAAGGUUGGUUCUACAGUAACCUGAGCCGGGGUCAGGCGGAGGAUUACCUGCUGAGGAUUCCUAGGGAUGGUGCUUUCCUCAUCCGACAGAGAGAAGGAGAACCAGAUUCAUUUGCCAUCACAUUCAGAGGUGAUGGUAAGGUGAAACACUGUCGGAUCCAGAAGGAGGGCAGCAUGUAUCUUUUGGGCUCCACAACAGAGUUUGAGAGCCUGGUGGAGCUGGUCAACUACUUCAGAAAGAAGUCUCUGUAUCGCAAAGUUAAACUGCGCUACCCAGUGACCCCUGAGCUGGUGGAUCGCUUCAGCACGGAGAGCAGCUGUGCCUCUCUCUAUGACAUCAAGACCUAUGUGAAACCCAAUGAGAUUGAGCCAUUACUGGUUAAGGCUCUGUACAGCUACAAGGCCACACAGCCCGACGAGCUCAGCUUCAUGAAAGGAGAUUUGAUCCACAACGUGACGAAAGCCAACAGUGGAUGGUGGAAGGGCGACUAUGGUGGAAAGUUGCAGCUGUUUUUUCCAUCUAACUAUGUGGAGGAAGUGUCCAACAAUACCCUGCCUGAAACCAGAUCACAGGAGCUGGAGGACAACCCGCUGGGUGAACUGUGUAAAGGCGUCGUGGACAUCUCAACGUGCAACAUCCAAAACCUGAAAAAUGGCAAAAAUGGGAAACCUCAUGUGUUGACCCUUCAAGACAAGAAGCAGGACAGUUUGCAGUUUGACCUGGCAGCCGAGUCUCUAGAAGAGCUCUUUGAAUGGUACCAGGCGGCCUGGGACAUCAUUCACAAACAGUACAAAAGGGAGCAAGAGAUCAAGCAGCAGGAGGAGAAGAAGGCUGAGGUUGCAAUGGAGAUGUCAGACCUAGUGGUCUACUGUCAGCCACGCAGCAAAGACAAAUACAGCUACGAAAACUACACUUACAAAGAGGUCCGUUCCUUUGUGGAGAACAAGACACCAGGAAAGAGCCAAACCAAAGACUUCCUGCAGUACAACCGCAAGGGUCUGAGUCGGAUUUACCCAAAAGGUCAACGCGUGGAGUCCUCAAACUAUGACCCUUUCCCUAUGUGGGCUACCGGCUGUCAUAUGGUGGCGCUCAAUUUCCAGACUGCAGAUAAGUACACCCAGCUGAACAGCGCCCUCUUCAGUCUGAAUGCAUGUACAGGUUAUAUUCUACAACCGGAGAUAAUGCGCUCUGACAGCUAUGACCCUCUCCAGGAUAAUAAGAAGGUUCAGUACAACAUUGUGGUUCAGGUGAUUGCUGCCAGACAUCUUCCAAGGACAGGCCGCAGCAUUUCCAGUCCAUUUGUAGAGGUCGAGCUUUGCGGACAAACAGAGGAGAAAUUCAAGACUGUUGUCUAUCGUGAUAACGGUCUGAACCCAGUGUGGAAAGCUCCAGCAGAGGCCAUCGUGCUAACUGUCUACAAGCCAGAACUCACCUUCCUCCGCUUUGUAGUCAACGAAGAGGACAUGUUUUCAGACCCCAACUUCCUAGCUCAGGCCACUUUUCCGGUAAAAGGCAUCCGCUCAGGUUACCGCUCUGUACCUUUGAAGAAUGGCUUCAGUGAGAACUUGGAUCUGGCCUCUCUGCUCAUCUACAUCAGCGUGCAGCAGGCUGGGAAAGUCAAGGAAGAGCUUUACUCAUCCUCAAGCGAGCUACGGAAAAAGCAGGCAGAGCAAGUCGGCGAGCUCUUCCUGUAUGAUACGCACGCCAACAUUCAGCAGUCCACUUUCCCUCGCCAACAAAACCACCUCAGGAGAGAGUUCAGCACAAGUGAGAAGAACAGGACAAAAGAAAAGACAAACACCAGCAAAUUCUGAUCCUGAGAACUAACUCAGUGUGGAGUUCUAGCAUCAGAAGAAGACUCUGAAGAGAAGACUUAAUCAACUUGUGGUUCAUCCAUUUGUUGCACUGUUGUGAAGCUGUUAUGUUGAUUUAAUGACACUGUUAAAAAUAUCCAUUUCCAUGCAAAAAAACCAAACA